This is a messenger RNA of Fusarium proliferatum ET1, 1056 nucleotides long. Its product is annotated as putative Alcohol dehydrogenase. NCBI's taxonomy places the organism in Eukaryota, Fungi, Ascomycota, Sordariomycetes, Hypocreales, Nectriaceae. The record is from RefSeq and is a predicted model, not a curated record. Bases 1 to 1056 code for a protein of 351 amino acids. Gene Ontology annotation, molecular function: oxidoreductase activity. The transcript has 2 exons.
AUGUCUGCUGCUACCUUCAAACAGUAUUGGCUACCAGAGAAGAAAGGGUUUGACUCCCUACAAUUGAGAGCCGUUCCAAAGGAGUUACCUCAGUUUGGCCAGGUCUUGGUCCGCAUCAAAGCUGUCUCUCUGAACUGGCGAGACGGCAUCGUAGCCAUCGGCACUUAUCCGUUUCCCGGCCCCGAUGCCCUAGUUCCCGGAAGUGAUGGUGCUGGCAUCGUCGAAGCGUUUGGGGAGGGCGUGACUGAGUGGAAAAUCGGCGAUCGUGUAAUCGCCAACUUCACACAAGAACACAUCGCUGGUCGUCUCACUCGAGAUGUUGGCCUGACCCAGUUGGGUGGUGAAGCACAGGGUCUUCUAGGGGAGUACUUCAUCUUUCCAAAGAUGGGCGUGGUCAAAAUUCCCGACUACUUGUCCUUCGAAGAGGCUUCUUGUCUUCCAUGCGCCGCUUUGACAGCUUGGAACGCCCUGUAUGGACUGACUCCUCUGCGACCUGGCCAGACCGUUCUUCUGCAAGGCACCGGAGGCGUUGCCACCUUUGCGCUGCAGAUAGCACACGCUGCAGGAGCCAAGACGAUUGUGACUUCGUCAUCCGACGAUAAAUUGGCCAAAGCAAAAGAUCUUGGUGCGACGCAUGGAAUAAACUAUAACAAGACUCCCGACUGGGCUGCAGAAGCCAUGAAGAUCACAAAUGGCAAGGGCGUCGAUCAUAUCAUCGAAAUAGGAGGAACCUUGACGCUUCAAGCAUCUUUCGAUGCGAUUGGAUUCAAUGGCCAGAUUCACUGCAUUGGACACAUCACUAAUCCGGAUCCAUUGGGCGCUGGUAAAGACCUUCGAGGUCCUGAUGCAGCUUUCCUCGCGUUGGACCGUCUCUGUGUUGUUCGAGGUGUCGUGGUUGGAUCACGAGAGCAGCUGCGGGAUAUGUUGGACUGUUUUGAAGCGAAUGAGAUUCGACCAGUGAUUGACCGCGUGUUUUCUUUUGAGAAUGCUCGGGAGGCGUAUGAUCACCUUUGGAGCUCCACGCAUACAGGAAAGGUUAUUAUCCGGGUUCCAUAG